Ceraceosorus bombacis is the source of this 1062-nucleotide messenger RNA. NCBI's taxonomy places the organism in Eukaryota, Fungi, Basidiomycota, Exobasidiomycetes, Ceraceosorales, Ceraceosoraceae. The record is from the annotation of a GenBank genome assembly.
AUGCCGCACUCCAGCAAUGAAGAGGUGCGUUGAUUGCUCCUUCCAAAUCUUGCGUGUUCAUCUCUCACCAAACCUUGAGACUGUUCAAGCUUACAACUUGCGCUCUCGCUCCAUCCGCACAGUUUCUCAACCGUCUAGGCAAUCUCUUCACGUCCAGCACCUCUGCCCACUCAGUCUACAUCACCACAAAGAGAUUAUCCUCUGGCGAGGAAGCGAUGGGUGUUGAGCCUGUGCAGGGAGGCGCGACGCAUGGUGUGCUUUUCAGAGCAACGAAUGGCAACGACGAUAAGCAAAAGAAGGAAAAAUUCUCGACCAUUGUGAGUGUUUUGGCGCCGGGCGUCGGAAGCGAUCACAGUUGCGGGCAAGUGCCGUUUGAGCCUGGAAGGAUGCACAUGGCAAAGGGUGAUCGGCCAGGGGGCAGAGACAUCUCGCUUAGAUAGCCCGAUGAUCAAGCGUAUGCGAGAAGUCUGCACCUGCUCAAGACGUUUUCCAUUCGAAUCUCUUCUCAGGUCACUCCCUCGGCCUUGCCCACCUUCCAAACCUCUAUCGAUGCUCUUCUACGCACACAUCUCUCGGCGUCUUUGAAAAAGAGGGACAAAGCCAAGGAACGGCGGGCAGAAAAGAUACGCAAGGAGCAGCAAGCGACCGCAUCCAGUAGCAAGGAUGGUGGGAAGCUGACCUUGAGCAAGAUUGGCAAGAGUGAGUGGUCGAAGAACGCGCGAGCUUGUAUCAAGCUAGCCUGCUCUGGGAAUGUCGAAUGUUUUGUGCAGAGUGCAAAAACAGCAUGGACUGAUCCACUAUUCUGUCCGUCUACUUUCUUCCGAUUCGCCGUGCGUGUCGUCUGUACCGCCGUCGUGUCACGUCACAGAGCGAGGUGCAGGCCACAGGGCGCGUCAAAGAGCAUCCGAAAAGGCAAAGAGGCAAAGGGCGGAAAGGGCCAGGAGUCUAGCUUCCGAAGCCGCAAAAGGUCCGACUCAGAAUGUCAAUGUCAACGUCCAGAGCUCUGCAGCGGCGGCAACAGGUACACCAGCGGCCACAUCGGCAAAGAAAACAAAAGCGUAG